AUCACAACCUUCCAGGGAUCGUCUCCUAGAGAGGCCCCAGCACUAAGUGCAAAAGCCACUUCCACGCUUCCACCUCGCCAAAUCCAUCCACGUUUUUACAACCGGGUCGAUAAGCAACCCUGACGUCUGCAUAGUUAAACAGCAAGGAGAAUGACCUAACCGACAACUUUCCAAUCAGGACACGUGAGAUCUUUGGGUUUCUGAUAUUCUCGUACUCUCAUUUACUUUGAAAAUGGGGACGCUUUUUUUUAGGCGAGGGUGAGAAGGAAACCUUUGAGUCAUCCUAAAGGACUUCUUUCUUCAGCUUUUGCGGAACUCCCGUGCUGUGGGAGGCCGGCGUUUUCCUACAGAAGCUCCAGAGUGCAAUCCAGGUCUGCUUUCUCGGUAUUCACAACCUCCUCCCAAGGAGCCUUCUGAGUUGAACCGCCAGGUGGCGCAUCUCUCGAAGGGACUACGUCUCUGUCAUAAAUGCAGGGGUAGUUGCCUGGCAACCAAAAACUGGGCGUUCAAAACAAUUGGGACCCGGGAUCCUCUAGGAGCCAGGUUGUGCUGCGGCUGCGCUAAUCUCCUGGAACUAAUUCUGAGUCUAAGUAUGCCUCACUCUCAGGAAUCUUUCUCGCACCUUGCGUUAAGUGACGAAGACACACACUUGGGAAAUCUGCGGGCAUCUAAGAAACUGCCAUUUAAGAGCCCAACUCACCUUGCUCAGCAGCAGGAACCCUGGAAUCGGCUCAGCUCAACUUCCACAGUUACCUCCAUGAGGCGAGAUGCCUACUUUUUUGAUCCGAAGAUACCAAAGGAUGAUCUGGAUUUCCGCUUAGCCGCCUUGUAUGACCACCACACUGGGGCAUUCAAGAACAAAACUGAGAUACUGCUACACCAGGAGACCGUCCAGGAUAUCAGUGGACGCAAGAUCCAGUUUCCUGGAGAAUGUCCUCCGGCUCCCGUCACUUCCAGAGCUAACAUCAGACACUGGAUCAACCCUAAGAAAGAAUCCAUCCACAGCAUCCAGGGAUCCAUAGUGUCUCCUCACACUGCAGCCACCAACGGAGGUUACUCCCGGAAAAACGAUGGUGGCUUCUUCUCCACCUAGUGGUGACAACUGGGCUAGUUUCAUCAUGGUGGAACAUCCAGCUGUCCUUCUCCAUUAAAUAGCUUUGUUCAA
Molecule: messenger RNA, 1165 nt
Organism: Microtus ochrogaster (prairie vole)
Lineage: Eukaryota; Metazoa; Chordata; Mammalia; Rodentia; Cricetidae
Gene: Cfap276
Product: cilia and flagella associated protein 276
Source: RefSeq, a predicted model, not a curated record